AUGGCAUCAAACGGAACUCCCGCAAAACGCGCAGAAAACGUGGAGAAUGUCGAGACCUUCGAAAAUGUCAAGAGCGUUGAGGAUGUCAAGGACUUCAAGGACAUCAAUGGUAGUGAUUUAAAUGCAGAUACCGAAGCCACUUUACAAUUCUUUCAGAAAACAUGUGAACAAAUAUCUUUAUCAGAACCCCCCGAUAUCAAGACCAUGAUAGCCCAGUGGCGCAACUCUAUAUCUUUUUGUCAAAAAAAACUUGACCGAUGGGUCUCUGAUGCUCCACUGGUAAACUCUUCGAAACUGCUCAAAGCUAAUAAGGCAGAUACCAAAAUUUACUUGCACCAGUUUCAAGACCUUCCUGCUGAAAUCCACUUUGAGCUGACCAAAUAUCUUGCGGCUUCCGACAUUAAGAAUCUAAGCAGUACAGGUUCCAAAAUUCGGCUGGUGUACUGUGGAUUCCGAUGGACCAAAUGUGUAGUUUUGCCCGACGAAAAACCGGAAAUGGUUAUGCAUUAUCUACGCAGUGAGUUAGAGGACUGCUAUAGCGCACACGACCCAGUACCAUUACGAGUGUUUCAAAACCCAACAAAAUUUGGCUGGUUCAUGAACAAACGUGUGGAGAAGUUGCUUUUAUGUGCACAUAUUGAUCAAAAAUGUCAAGUUGACAGAGGCAUGUUUUCGACGCCAUUUCGUGGCGAUGAAUACCCGAAUCUUGAAUUCUUAAACAUGGUUCCACAGUUGGAUUUAAAUACCUUGUAUGAGUUACUAGACUCUCCAUUUAUUAAAACAUUGCGGAAAGUCAUUAGCAAGAACAAUGAGUCUGCUAACGUUCCUUUCUGGGAUUUAAGAAUUUUGGAUUAUUACAGAUGUGAUUUGAAGAAUUUUUUGAGCUGUAACGAUUUAAGAAUGACCCUACGGGAACUUACAUUUACAGACGGAGAAAGUAUCACUGCUGAAUUCAUAAAAAAGUUAGAAUUGCCACAACUGGUAACAUUGGCGAUUCAUGAUUUAGAUGAUAAUAUUUACCGUGCGUUGUUACACCGAGUUCAUUUUUGGCCAAAGCUUGAGAAUUUGUCAUUUUCUUUUGAGUAUGGGUUUAAUGGAACUAUCUUUUACUUAACUUCAGCAACAAAGGAGAUUUCUGAAUUGCCAACCACAUUGAAAACAUGCAAUAUGAUUUUGGUAGAAUAUGAUUGUGAGAAAGCAAUUAGAUAUGGUCAUGAAAUAUUUAGAGAAACCCUACGGAUUGAAGCUGUAACAUGGAUUGAAGACUCUGAAUUGCUUAUUGAUAAAAAGAACAACAUUUUGGGGAUAUUGGAUUUACCACGGUUGAGGAAAGAAAGCUUUGUGUUUCAUCCAUCGACAAUAAUUGAGGGGUUGAAUUUUAUGCCGGUAGAAAAUUUUGGAGAAAAGUUGACUCAUAUUCAAUUAAAGAUUGACGAUCUUUAUCCAAUGCCUUUUGUGCUUUGGAUAGAUCGGUUUGUGAAUCUGCGUGUAUUCAAGAUAAUUAUGGCAUCUGUAUUUGAAAAUUCAGACAAAUUAAGCAACAUUCUAGUUUUACUUUCGCGGCGGCUGGCCAACUGCGAGCACUUGUCUGAAUUAGAGCUUCAGGACUUUUUUGAGUAUGUGGUGUCAGAGUAUGAUGCGAAAAUUUUUUAUCAUGAUCUUGAUGCCAUUCCUUAUCUUGAAGAGAUGUUGGAAAACCCGACGGUAUACUUAUGUACUAAGCUUGUUACUGACCCGAUUGGAUUAGUUGACCAAAUGUGGGAUUCUGGCUUCCAUUUUGACAAAGAUUUCAACUACAUGAUGUUUAUGGAAGCGUUACUGGUGAGUAUGCGAACCCAACUUCCUGCACUUGAGUAUGUGUUUUUUCAAACAACCGAGCAAAUAUAUCCGUCGCCUGGGCUGCAGCUGCUAUUGACAAAACCACCGCCGAAUAUUAAGCAAGUUUUGCUGCAACACCAGACUACAUACCCACCUCCGGUACUGCCACAGGUGGAGUAUCGGAUGAGCACGACAGAGUUUUGUUUUAAUAAUGUGUUGUUUGAUCUUAAGCGCAAACGAAAGUUUCCGCUGGCGGAACAGGAGCCCACAGUACCUCUAUAUACAGGGGACUGUAUGUUGGAUGAGUUUAGCGGAUGGAUUUAA
Magnusiomyces paraingens is the source of this 2142-nucleotide messenger RNA. RefSeq lists its product as uncharacterized. Bases 1 to 2142 code for a protein of 713 amino acids. Lineage: Eukaryota; Fungi; Ascomycota; Dipodascomycetes; Dipodascales; Dipodascaceae. The record is from RefSeq and is a predicted model, not a curated record. The transcript has a single exon.